Messenger RNA from Ictalurus furcatus (blue catfish), 1783 nucleotides. RefSeq names its product serine and arginine rich splicing factor 6b (gene srsf6b). Gene Ontology annotation, molecular function: mRNA binding. The record is from RefSeq and is a predicted model, not a curated record. The transcript has 6 exons. NCBI's taxonomy places the organism in Eukaryota, Metazoa, Chordata, Actinopteri, Siluriformes, Ictaluridae. Gene Ontology annotation, cellular component: cytoplasm; ribonucleoprotein complex; nucleus. The coding region runs from base 122 to 1189 and encodes 355 amino acids. Gene Ontology annotation, biological process: mRNA splice site recognition; alternative mRNA splicing, via spliceosome.
GAGCUCCGAGUGGGGUCCGUUUUAUCCGCACAGACGUGGUAAACGGUAUCGUAGUGAAGGACAGUGAAGUCAAUCGUCUUUUUCUUAAUAGAAGGUUUGGGCCUGAAAGUAAAGUUUAAGAAUGCCUCGUGUAUACGUAGGCAGGCUGAGUUAUCAUGUCCGCGAAAAGGACAUCCAGAGGUUCUUCAGCGGCUACGGAAAGCUGUUGGAGAUUGAUUUGAAAAACGGGUACGGUUUCGUGGAGUUUGAGGACACCCGUGAUGCUGAUGAUGCCGUGUACGAACUGAACGGAAAGGAGCUGUGUGGCGAGCGCGUGGUUGUUGAGCAUGCCAGGGGCCCCCGUCGGGACCGGGACGGAUAUGGUGGGGGUCAUUGGGGUUCUGGGCGCAGUAGUAGUGGUUACAGCAGCAGGAGCCGCUCCGGCAGAGACAAAUACGGACCGCCCGUUCGCACAGAGUACCGGCUCAUCGUGGAGAAUUUGUCCAGUCGAUGCAGCUGGCAGGACCUAAAGGACUUUAUGCGGCAGGCCGGUGAGGUGACCUAUGCCGACGCCCACAAGGAACGAACGAACGAAGGCGUGAUCGAGUUCCGUUCCUACUCGGAUAUGAAGAGAGCCCUGGACAAGCUGGACGGCACCGACAUCAACGGGAGGAAAAUCCGUCUGGUGGAGGAUAAACCCAAACGACGCCGCUCGUACUCUGGCAGCCGGUCCAGGUCCCGAAGCAGACGCCGCUCUCGCAGCAGAAGCCGUAGGAGCAGGAGCUCACGAAGCCGCUCAAGGUCUCGCUCUCGCUCUCGAUCCCACAGCAAGCGCCGCUCCCACUCCAGAUCCAAGAGAAAGUCCCACUCAAAGUCUCCGGCUAAAUCCCGUUCCAAGAAGUCCCGCUCUCGUUCCCGCUCCCGCAAGUCCCGCAGCCGUUCUGCGAGCCGCAAGUCACGUUCCAAGAGCCACUCAAAGCCCCGAUCCGAGCGCGGCUCCCGCAGCCGCUCCAAGGAGAAGUCGGUGAGCAAGAAAUCGCGCAGCCGCUCGGCCUCGCCCAUGGAGAAUGGAGACAAGAAAUCUGUCUCGCGUUCUCCUUCUCCGCAUGAGGAUCGCCGCCGUUCCAAAUCGCCCACAAAACGGUCGCCAUCUCGCUCUCCUUCUCGGUCCAAAUCCCGCUCACGCUCCCGAUCUGCCUCGCAGGACUGAGUCUCAGAGACGUGUGCUGUUUUUGUAGCUCUGAAAGUCAGCUCUUGAUACAAAAGUGCAUUACGUUUAGAUCGUAUACAUUUGUGACAUUGCAUGAGAACUUAAGGGCUGAAUUGUAAAUAUCAAAUGGGUACCCAAUUUGUAAAUGGAUCUUCAGUGGCUCCUCCCUCCAGAUUUUUUUUUUUUUUUUUUUUUUUUUUCCCCCCCUUUUCAAAACAUUGCCUGUACUGCAUCUAUUCCAUCAGCUGUCAUAUUGACUGGAGAAACCUUUCUUACACCCAAAUGAUGAAUAAACAAAGGCUUGUAUUGCAUAUUGGCUAAAGUGUGUAAGAUUUUGGGACUUGAGCAGAUUUUUACCUACCUGCUUACAUGUGUGUGUGUGUUGAGUAUUGUGAAAUGGUUUAGCCUUAGUGGUUUGUGAUUUGCUACACACACACUGCUGUACAGAAAUUGAACUUUUCUUUUUCUUAUCUGUGUUGGUUUUUGUUUUGUGUGUGUGAAAUCUGAUUGUAGGAGUCCCCCACUGUGUUUUCAGUUAAAGUGGUGUCUUGGGUAUUCUGCAAUAUUUUAGUUAAAUAAACUUGAUUUGAUUUA